AUGUCAAAUCCAAAACGUAUUGUUAUUGAAUUGAGAAAAGAUGUUGCUCCCAAAACUGCUGAAAAUUUCAGAGUUUUAUGUGUCGGUGAUGAUCCAAAACUUAGAUACGAAGGUUCCAAAUUUCAUCGUAUCAUUCCCCAAUUCAUGCUUCAAGGCGGUGACUUUGAGAGAGGUGAUGGUAGAGGCGGGAAAUCCAUCUAUGGUGCAAAAUUCCCUGAUGAAAACUUUACAUUGAAGCAUACCGGCCCUGGUGUUCUUUCCAUGGCAAAUUCUGGACCUAACACCAAUGGGUCUCAAUUUUUUAUUUGCACUGUAAAGACUUCUUGGUUGGAUAAAAAGCAUGUUGUCUUUGGUCAUGUUACUGAAGUUACUGAGAUUGAAAAAUUGGGUUCAUCAGACGGAACUCCUCAAAAAGAAGUUAUAAUUACUAAGUGUGGUGAAUUACCUGAAAAAAAUAAUUAA
Messenger RNA from Entrophospora sp. SA101, 462 nucleotides. Lineage: Eukaryota; Fungi; Glomeromycota; Glomeromycetes; Entrophosporales; Entrophosporaceae. The record is from the annotation of a GenBank genome assembly.